Messenger RNA from Temnothorax curvispinosus, 905 nucleotides. Its product is annotated as bolA-like protein 3. The transcript has 4 exons. The coding region runs from base 177 to 569 and encodes 130 amino acids. Lineage: Eukaryota; Metazoa; Arthropoda; Insecta; Hymenoptera; Formicidae. The record is from RefSeq and is a predicted model, not a curated record.
GAGGGAGGAGGUCGAGGUUAGGGGUUAGGUCCGAACCGACCGGCGCGGCGCGGCGUUAUCAGGUGAUAUCGGGCGGUAUUUUGGCGUCGAUUUUCGCGAUCAUAUUCAACAGAAAAAGACCUGGGGACGAUCAGGCCUCGAGAAGGAAUAAACGGAGGUCACGACUUAAUUCGGCUAUGUUUCGACGUGCGUUCACGUCGAGCUCGCGCAGUAUAUCGGUAAGCCGACAGCACGUGUAUCUUGGAUCCGGAUUUUCCCAGGGCGAUAAACCUCAAUCAACUCUCAGUCUGCUAUCUCGGCUAUGGAACGGAUCCAAUGGCGUGCUUGCGGGUAAGCACGCCGAGCAGAAAAUGAUAUCCAUCUUGAGGAACAGGUUUCCACAAGCUCAGCUGAUUGAAGUUACCGACGUAUCAGGAGGAUGCGGUGCUAUGUUUGACAUAAAUGUCGUUGCUCCAGAGUUCAAAGGACUGAAUACGGUAAAACAGCAUCGAAUUAUUAACGAGGUUCUCAAGGAAGAAAUCAAAGAUAUGCAUGGUCUGCGAAUACGUACGAGUAUCCCACAGGUGUAAAUUUUAGCUCUUGGACACGUGUUAAAUUAAUUUUGCGGGAGAAAUAUCUAAUACCGGUUUUACUUAAGUUAGUAAUGGGCAUCUAAAUUUUUCUUUCAAAAAUUUUCGACGAGUUUAUUUAAGAUUUUUAAGAAUUCAUUUCGAACGAUAUUUGAAACGAUUGUAGAUUUUCACAUAUUUGAAACACGUUGUUGUAUAACGAGUCCAUUAUUAGCUUGGGACUAUAUUCACAAUUAAGAUCUGAAGAUUUUAUGUAAGAUACAAAGGACGUAUAUUUUAUAGAAUGUAAAGCUUUUAAAUAAAGUUAAAAGAAAUUUAUAUUCAUAUACAAGGAAA